Bursaphelenchus okinawaensis is the source of this 414-nucleotide messenger RNA. NCBI's taxonomy places the organism in Eukaryota, Metazoa, Nematoda, Chromadorea, Rhabditida, Aphelenchoididae. The record is from the annotation of a GenBank genome assembly.
AUGUCAUUCCUGGAGCCAAAUGCUGAAAUCGGAGCAGAUAUUGUGCGAAAACUGACAGAAGUUCAAGAACUUGGCCAGAAAAUCGUCAGUCUUCGACGUUCUGUUGUUGAUAUGGACAAUAAGCGUUCUAAAUUACGUGAGUCUUAUCAUGCCAUCAAGAGAGACGAGAAAUCUAGCGGGAAGAAGGAGAAUUUUAUUUGUAUUUGCAACGAUCUUAUGGUAGAGUAUCCGAAUGAGUUUGCUCUCAAAUCUUUGAAUGAUGAUGCUCAAAAGUUGGAUAAGCUGAUUGAGGAGACAAGGAAAGAGAUUAAGGAAGCUACUGGAAAGUUAUUGGAGCUGGAAGGAGACCGCGACUUGGUGGACAUGGGAUUUGAUCUGAAGGCUCUAUCGGAUCAGGAUUUUUCGGAAGAAUAA